Gossypium arboreum is the source of this 1702-nucleotide messenger RNA. RefSeq names its product malate dehydrogenase [NADP], chloroplastic. Gene Ontology annotation, molecular function: L-malate dehydrogenase (NADP+) activity; L-malate dehydrogenase (NAD+) activity. The coding region runs from base 163 to 1479 and encodes 438 amino acids. The transcript is spliced from 14 exons. Gene Ontology annotation, biological process: oxaloacetate metabolic process; malate metabolic process; tricarboxylic acid cycle. The record is from RefSeq and is a predicted model, not a curated record. NCBI's taxonomy places the organism in Eukaryota, Viridiplantae, Streptophyta, Magnoliopsida, Malvales, Malvaceae.
CAAGUGUCAAUGGCAUGGCCUUAUACUAACAUUUCAAAUCCAUCCAUUCAUCCCCCUCUAUUCCCCUUGUCUCCCUCCUUUGCCACUGGCUCUCUCUGCCUUUGUUCUCUUUGCCAACUUUUCUCUUGAAUUAUACUGAACCAAAUAAAGUCUCUGCUGUAAAUGGCGGUGGCAGAGUUAUCGACUUCCUGUACCAAAACUCACUCUUCACAGCUCUCACUCUCAUCUUCAUCUUCUUCUCGUUUCUCUCAUCAUUUCCGUCGUUCCUUUCGACCCCUACCCACAACCAGGAAUCCUACCAUCUCAUGCUCUGUUGCAUCAGAUCAAGUUCAAACCCCAAUACCUGUACAAGCUCAGGAUCUCAAGGGGAAGAGUGAAUGCUAUGGUGUCUUCUGCCUCACUUAUGAUCUCCAAGCUGAAGAGGAGACAAAAUCAUGGAAGAAACUAAUUAAUAUAGCUGUUUCUGGUGCUGCUGGGAUGAUAUCUAACCAUCUUCUUUUCAAAAUUGCAUCUGGUGAAGUCUUUGGACCAAAUCAGCCUGUCGCUCUGAAACUAUUGGGAUCGGAAAGGUCAAUACAGGCUCUCGAAGGAGUGGCCAUGGAACUUGAAGAUUCCUUGUUUCCUUUAUUAAGAGAGGUUAGUAUUGGAAUAAAUCCAUAUGAAGUGUUCCAAGAUGCUGAAUGGGCUCUUCUGAUUGGGGCAAAGCCACGAGGGCCUGGAAUGGAACGAGCUGAUUUGUUGGACAUCAAUGGGCAGAUAUUUGCUGAGCAGGGAAAAGCUCUCAAUGCUUCUGCAUCUCCUAAUGUCAAGGUGAUAGUAGUGGGCAAUCCCUGCAAUACCAAUGCCUUAAUUUGUAUGAAAAAUGCUCCAAAGAUACCUGCAAAGAAUUUCCAUGCACUGACUAGGUUGGAUGAAAAUAGAGCGAAAUGCCAGCUUGCCCUAAAAGCAGGUGUCUUCUACGAUCAAGUGUCAAACAUGACCAUCUGGGGAAAUCACUCAACAACUCAGGUUCCAGACUUCCUAAAUGCUAGAAUCAAGGGCUUACCUGUCAAAGAGGUCAUCAAGGAUCACAAAUGGUUAGAAGAGGAGUUUACUGAAAAGGUCCAAAAGAGAGGCGGUGUUUUAAUUAAGAAAUGGGGAAGAUCUUCAGCCGCAUCUACUGCUGUGUCAAUCGUUGAUGCCAUCAGAUCUCUAAUAACUCCGACACCCGAGGGUGAUUGGUUUUCUUCUGGAGUUUAUACCAAUGGCAAUCCAUAUGGUAUAGCGGAGGAUAUCGUCUUCAGCAUGCCAUGCCGAUCAAAAGGAGAUGGUGAUUAUGAACUUGUCAAGGACGUGAUCUUCGAUGACUAUCUGCUCAAGCGAAUUAAAAAGUCGGAAGCGGAAUUGCUGGCGGAGAAGAGAUGUGUGGCUCACCUUACAGGGGAGGGUAUUGGUUUCUGUGAUCUACCUGAGGAUACAAUGCUUCCUGGAGAAAUGUAAAAUGAGGUUCAGUUUUUUCUUCCAAUUAUUUGUGCCUCAAAAUCAGCCUUUGGGCAAAAGAAGAAGAAAAAUGAAAAUGACCAUAUAUGUAUACUAAAUUGUUUGAGUCUAUGAGUAGGGAUUGCAGGUGGUAAAUUAAGAUAAUAACAAAUAACAUCCAAUGUUUUCCCAUUUGGUUGAGAUUUUGGACUGAAAAUUAAGUAAAUGAAAGUACUAUUCUGUA